AUGUGGCAUAUACUAUGGAUACCAGUUCUAGUGCCAACUUUAAUAAUAAGAUCUAACUGUGAUAACAAUCGAACACAUUCUGAUGUAUACAUUCAAUAUUCCGGCCACGCCGAAGCCGAUGAAGCUGAUCUACCAGAAACCAUACCGUAUACAACGAAAAAAACAACUACAACCGCAGCGCCCACAACGAAAACCUCAACUACAGUUAAUAUAACCGUUUUAUCUGUAACAACUCCUAACACAACGAUUGUAACAACGCCUAAAACUCCAGCUCCGACAACAGAAACAACUACAACUACAACGACAACGAUAAAACCAGUUACAACAACUACAGUUGAAAUGAGUGAGGAACAGACGGAUGCUGUUAUCUUUUUACCUGAUGUAAGGACUGGGAGACGAGAUGACGGAUAUAUAGAUGGUAUGCAUAUCAAAGAUUUGCUGAUGAAGCCGCUGCCCGAAGUAAUGAACAAUAAGUUCCACGAGGAGAAGUUGUUAGAUGCUCAGAAAGAUGCUGUAGUAUUUGUAGCUGGCAAAAACGGUGAAAUCGACACAGACAAGAAACAAGAUACAAACGCAAACUAUAAUUCUAAUCAGGUUGACGAUUAUGAAGACCCAAAUACUAAAGUCCCACCAAUACCUAGGUUGAAUUGCAGUAAUCUAGAUUGCAAUAACAUAAUACAUUCCAUAUGCGGAGGUAAAAUAGUAAACAGAGAAUGGAAAUAUCGUCUAUUUCUAAACGAUUGUUAUUUUAGGAAAGUGAACUGUGGGUACAAGUAUAAAGUCAAUAGAUACAUACGACUUCCUCUAGACAAAUGCAAGACAACAGGAACACACCAAGUGGAACGACCUUUUUCUUUCACACCUAAAAUCUACAAUUUUGAUAAGGUUGAAACGAAACCUGAAUCGCUUAUUCGUAAAGGAUACGCUUCAAGACGAUCAAUGACAAUGACUGCUAAGGGGGAGUUCUGUUCACAUCCGUGCCCGGCUGCAUGCCCGGACAAUUAUGACCCUGAAUGCGCCAUAUCGGCUACAGGACAGAAACGGGUCUUCAUGAAUCAUUGUAAAUUGGACGAAAAUUCUUGUUUUUAUAGUGUCGUGUGGCACAGAAGUCCUCUGUCUGUUUGCGUGGGGGGCGACAAGGCUAAUAUACAUCAGAGCAGAAGCUUUAUCAGUUGGAUGCAAAGAGUCGGGAUACUGGAUGCCAAGGGGCAUCUAGUGUUAGAAUAA
Molecule: messenger RNA, 1227 nt
Organism: Spodoptera littoralis (African cotton leafworm)
Lineage: Eukaryota; Metazoa; Arthropoda; Insecta; Lepidoptera; Noctuidae
Source: the annotation of a GenBank genome assembly